This is a messenger RNA of Theobroma umbraticum, 1799 nucleotides long. Its product is annotated as berberine bridge enzyme-like 21. The record is from RefSeq and is a predicted model, not a curated record. Gene Ontology annotation, molecular function: oxidoreductase activity; FAD binding. NCBI's taxonomy places the organism in Eukaryota, Viridiplantae, Streptophyta, Magnoliopsida, Malvales, Malvaceae.
CCAAAGCCUUAUUCCUUGAUCACAAAAUCGAACAACCAAAAGCAUAAUGCUAAUUUGGAUGGCCCCAAGGCUGCUUCCGCUUUUACUUUUUCUUGUUUCCUUCAACUUUUCCUUGUCAUUGGCAGCAUCAGAUCCUGCCUACCAACCCCUUUUCCAAUGCUUAAGCCAAUCAAUCCCAUCCGAUGAUGUUUCCAGCAUACUCUUCUCUAAUUCCAACCCUUCCUAUGCAUCAGUCUUGCAAGCAUAUAUCCGCAACGCUCGUUUCAAUACUUCUUCCACGCCCAAACCAGUCAUCAUUAUCACUCCUUUGGAGGAAUCCCAUGUCUCUGCAGCGGUAAUCUGUUCCCAAAAGGUUGGUUUCCGACUCAAAAUCCGCAGCGGUGGCCACGACUACGAAGGCUUAUCUUAUAUUUUCGAUGAGCCGUUUUUCGUUCUUGACAUGUUUAAUCUGCGCUCGAUAUCUGUUGACAUGGCAGACGAAUCGGCCUGGGUUGGGACCGGCUCAACACUUGGUGAACUUUACUAUAAUAUUUGGGAGAAGAGCAAGGUCCAUGGAUUUCCUGGUGGGGUUUGUCCCACUGUCGGCGUUGGUGGGCACUUCAGCGGUGCCGGUUACGGUACCUUGAUAAGGAAAUAUGGUCUGACAGUGGACCAUAUUGUGGAUGCAAAAAUAGUUGAUGUUAAUGGAAGAAUUCUAGACAGAAAAGGCAUGGGAGAGGAUCUUUUCUGGGCUAUAACAGGCGGGGGAGCGGCCAGUUUUGGUGUGGUUUUAGCCUACAAGAUUAAGCUUGUUCCUGUCCCUGAGACGGUUACUGUUUUCAGACUUGAAAGAUUAUUGGCAGACAAUGCCACUGAUGUUGCUUUGAAGUGGCAAUCUGUUGCUCCAACAACAGAUGAUAAUCUCUUCAUGAGGAUGCUUUUGCAACCGGUAACGAGGAACAAGCAAAAGACGCUCCGAGUAACGGUUAUUGCAUUGUAUUUGGGGGAUGCUAAUAGCCUAGUGGCCUUGUUGGGCAAGGAAUUCCCUGAACUGAGCCUGAAGAAAGAGAACUGUACGGAGACGACUUGGAUUGACUCUGUUCUUUGGUGGGCUAAUUUCGAUUUCGGAACAUCACCUACUGCUUUACUCGACAGAAACCUGAACGACGCUGAUUUCCUGAAGAGGAAGUCAGAUUACGUGCAGACUCCAAUUCCUAGAGAUGGGUUGGAAUCGCUGUGGGAAAAGGUGAUUGAAUUGGGAAAAGUCGGCUUGGUUUUCAAUGCAUACGGAGGGAGAAUGAACGAAAUCAAGGCUGAGGAGACUCCAUUCCCUCACCGUGCCGGGAAUUUGUACAAGAUCCAGUAUUCAGUGAACUGGGACGAACCUGGAAACGAGGCAGAUAAGAACUACACAACUCAAUCAAAGAUACUUCACGAUUUCAUGACUCAGUUCGUGUCCAAGAAUCCAAGGAGUGCUUAUUUGAAUUAUAGGGACAUUGACAUUGGUGUCGCUGAGAAUUGGACCGUCGAGGAGGGCAAAGUUUAUGGGGAGAGUUAUUUUAAUGACAACUAUGAGAGACUGGUCGAUGUGAAGACUGCCGUUGAUCCCAAGAAUUUCUUCAGGAACGAACAAAGCAUCCCUCCUCGCACAAGUAAGACAUAGAAGAAAAAUGACAUUGUCAAUUAUUACACCAUAGCUUUUAGUGAGAAUAUAGCUGAUGGGUUGACGAUAGAUCAUAAUUCAUCAUUUCUUGCUAUAAUUGUGACAAAGUUAUAAUUGGUUAUUUUCUAGUUAUACUUAUCUUUUAAUUUCCAGUUUG